This is a messenger RNA of Penicillium cinerascens, 2265 nucleotides long. RefSeq lists its product as uncharacterized. The transcript has a single exon. The record is from RefSeq and is a predicted model, not a curated record. Gene Ontology annotation, molecular function: hydrolase activity. The coding region runs from base 1 to 2265 and encodes 754 amino acids. Lineage: Eukaryota; Fungi; Ascomycota; Eurotiomycetes; Eurotiales; Aspergillaceae.
AUGUCUGCAAGGCGGCCGAUCUAUCUGAACCCCGCCUCAGGCGAGCGCUGUGAAUGUCCUCCGGUUGCAGGCCUCGCCGAGUUUCACCAAUCGCUGCCAAACUACGCCCCGACCCCUCUGGUUUCUUUGCCUGAACUCGCCACUGAGCUCGGUAUCCGUGCAGUAUAUGUCAAGGAUGAAAGCAACAGGUUCGGACUUCCGGCUUUCAAGGCUCUCGGUGCAUCGUGGGGCUGUUUCCGAGCUAUCGCCCGCCAAGUUGGCCUCUCGAAGGCAGCCUCUUUAGAAGAGGUUUCUAUCCGAGCUAAAGCGAACUCAAUUAUAUUGAUCGCGGCCACGGAGGGUAACCAUGGAAGAGCAGUUGCAUUCAUGGCCCGGUUGAUGGAAAUCGAGGCGCGGAUCUUUGUUCCUCGCUCUAUGGAUACGUCUACGCAAGGUUUCAUCGCGGGUGAAGGGGCUCUCGUGUCUGUUGUUCAGGGGUGCUAUGAUAAGGCAGUGCAAGAAGCAUAUGAUCAGGCAGCCCAGACUAAGCAUGCACUUUUGAUUCAGGAUACUGCAUUUGAUGGGUACGAGGAUGUCCCUGCCUGGAUUGUGGAGGGAUACUCGACUAUGAUAAAUGAGGCUGAAGAGCAGCUCUCCCAACUCGGGUUGUCUGCCAAUGUGGUGGUAAAUCCAGUUGGCGUCGGGAGUCUUGCACAUGCGGUCGCAAGACAUUGCAAGUCUAGGGAAGCACCUGUCUCGGUUGUUGCCGUUGAGCCGGAUUCGGCUCCUUGCCUCUCGUCCAGUUUGCGUGCUGGGAAGUCGAUUCCAGUUCAGACUUCCGACACUAUCAUGGAUGGAAUGAACUGUGGGACUGUCUCAUCCACCGCUUGGUCUGAUCUGCAGCGUCUUGUCGAUGCAUGUGUCACCGUGUCGUCCUAUGAGAGCCACUGUGCAGUUCAGUAUCUCACUUCCAAGUCGGUGGCUGCCGGUCCUUGCGGUGGUGCGUCUCUAGCUGCACUCCGCCGUCUGGCUGCAGACGAGCAGCGGUCCGCCCUUCUGAACGAAGGUUCCGUUGUAGUUCUUCUAGUCACCGAGGGCGCACGGAAGUACUCGAUCCCACGAGACGUUUCCAUGGAAGAUACAGUGAGCUUGACGCAGGCACUCACCCAAAUCAAUUCUUCUAACCCUACUUUGUCCGUGGCCGAUGGCGUGGGAGAGAGUGAGAUUGCCGAUUAUCUAUCCGCAUGGUUCGCCCAUCGGGAUAUCAAAUUCCAUCGCGUCGAGCCAAUUGCCGGACGACCUUCAAUUGUUGGUGUUCUCUAUGGAAGCGGAGGGGGUAAAUCGAUCAUGUUCAAUGGUCACAUCGAUACGGUUAGCCUCACCAGCUAUGAGAAGGAUCCCCUGUCAGGUUAUCUGCGAAUGAAAGACGAUAAGCAAGCAGUCUUUGGAAGGGGUAGCUUGGAUAUGAAGGGUGGCCUUGCUGCGGCUCUUGCUGCCAUGGCGUCAAUCAAGGCUAGUGGCCAGAUUCCUCGUGGUGACAUAAUUGUUGCAGCAGUGUCCGACCAGGAAGAUGCCUCUCAGGGAACUCAAGAUACUAUUGCAGCGGGGUGGCACGCCGAUGCAGCAGUUGUCGCCGAGCCUACCAUGCAGGUCAUCGCGACAGCGCACAAGGGUUUCGUCUGGGUUGAGGUCAAUAUUUUAGGAGUCGCUGCCCACGGCUCCGACCCAGUUGCAGGUGAAGACGCCAUCCUCCACGCAGGAUGGUUUCUACGAGCCCUUGAGCAAUACCAAGCCCAGCUUCCCAUUGAUGAUCUCUUGGGCCAGGCCUCUAUGCACUGUGGUUUAAUUCGUGGUGGGCAAGAGCCAUCUUCGUACCCUGGAAAAUGCACCAUCACGCUCGAGUUCCGUACCGUCCCUACUCAAACGGAAAAAUCUAUCUUGAAGGACAUGAAUGAUCUGCUGCAAAGUGCGGCUUUCGAAAACCCUCGUUUCAAAUAUGAAGAGCCUCGUGUGACUAUGUCUCGGCCAUCAACAAAACUUGCAAGUGACCAUCCUUUUGUGGAAAAGGCUGUCGCUUGCGCAUCUAAUGUUCUUGGACGCAGUCCUGCGGUUCAAAGCAUGCCUUUCUGGUGCGACGCUGCUUUGUUAAAUGCAGCUGGGAUCCCGUCAAUCGUGUUUGGGCCUUCUGGCGAGGGAUUACACAGCAAAGAGGAAUGGGUGGAGGUCGAGAGCUUAAACCAGAUGGAAAGGAUUUAUAGAUAUUUGGCAUUGGAUGUCUGUUGCUGA